Molecule: messenger RNA, 3658 nt
Organism: Astyanax mexicanus (Mexican tetra)
Lineage: Eukaryota; Metazoa; Chordata; Actinopteri; Characiformes; Acestrorhamphidae
Exons: 14
Coding region: 376-3435 (1019 amino acids)
Biological process (GO): signal transduction
Source: RefSeq, a predicted model, not a curated record
GUAACUAAAAACCGACUGGUUCUGAGUACACUGCAUGCUGCGUUUUAUGCUGCCUAAAGGCCACGUUCCAAACAGCACACAUGCGCACUUUAUGUAGCUUAGCUUUACACUAACAAGUGCACCAUUAGUACACUCAGGUUUGUUCACAGAGCGGUUUGGGAGGGCCGUACCACCGUAUGGGUUUUGCCCAGGUGAUCAGACCUGCAGCCAAUCAUGCUUCGAGCUCAGACCGACCGUUCAAACCCAACAGCUCCGGCGGGGACAACACCGGUGUGCGCACGUGCUCAGGUGGUGGGGAAUUGAGGAGGAAGUGAAGAGGUUUGUAUGUACAGUACAGGUGUGUGUGCGCGCGUGUGAGUACAGGUACGUGCUAAAAUGCGUGCUGCACCUGGCCAACGGGAGCGCGUGCUCGCAGUUGUGCGCGCGCUGAAAACAGCAGGGAUCCGAGUGAGGAACUGGAAGAGCUUCAUCCAAACCCAGAGCCAGGCUGAGGAGAAUCUCCAACCCUUUGCUUUUGGACGUGAGCUGCAGUUGCUCCCUCAGCGUCAUGUGACUGAACUGGAUGGCACAGUGCCACUCUUCUUAGUGGAGGCCUGUGAAUAUUUAUCUCAGCAUCUACAUACUGAAGGGCUUUUCAGGAAAACUGGCUCCCUCAGUCGCAUCCGCGCUUUACGGGCAGACCUGGAGCAGGGCGAGCAUAUUUUCUGCCCUCCCCAUGAUGUUUUGCUGCAGGCGUGUGAUGUGGCCUCUGUGCUGAAGCAGUUCUUGCGGGAGCUGGCCCAGCCGCUGAUCCCCGUGGACCUGCAGGGCCCGCUCUGCCAGGCUCAGGCGCUGGAACUCGAACACAACUUUAGAGGGGUGCAAGAUAGAGCUACACUUCUGCUCACAGCACUGCUGCCUCCGGCCCACGCAAGAACGCUACGAUAUUUGUGCAGCUUCCUUAGUCAGGUUGCUCAGAGGUGUGAUGAGAACAGGAUGGAGGUGGGUAAUCUGGCACUGGUGAUGGCCCCUAACCUGCUGCAGUGCCCAACGCAGCCCUGCAGGCUGACCCUAAACACAGAGAAGCAGCUGGACCAACAAACACAAGUCAUUAAAGUACUCAUUUUACAUGCUGACCGCAUAGGAGUUUUGCCGUCUUUUGUACUGGACACACUGGGAUCAGUGGAGGUGAGCGAGUCCACAUCCCCAGCAGAUGGCGCUUUGUUCAGUAGGGGAGCUGGACUCAGUGUGUACAGGAGUCUGAGGAGGCAGAGGAGGAAAAGUGUUGGUGAAAUGUUUGUGGAUGCCUUCUCCAAACUGAAGCCUGGUCGGACGCCCACCGGUCCUCCUAUAAUCUUAGACGCUCCAUUGGAAGAAAGAUUGCCCUCCAACGGUCCGACCUCACAGUCUCCAAACACAGUGAAGCGUAAGGCCUCUGAUGGAUCCCCCUUAGAGGUGGGCGGAUCUGCCACAAAGAGGCGUUCACUGCAUGACCUCCGAGUGGACACUCAAUCAAUCAGCAGCCAUUCUGCAAAUGAAUCCACAGGCAGUCAGAGUCCUCAGGCUAUGAAGAACAGCAAAGAGGAUCUUCAUCCCAAUGUGUCCAAGAGGAAAAGCCAAGUGAGAGCAAAUAGAAAGUCAUAUCGGCCUCCAAAGCAAGAGAACCAGGUUCACUGCAGGAGGAGGUCACUCCGCUUCUUCACAAUGUCGAAUAGUGGCAACAGCAGCCCUAUGCAUGGAACAACUGCUGACGAUCACCAUGAACCCUGCUUGAGUGCUUGUAGAAAACUCCAUGAUGAUAAACCACAAAACUCAGACAGUGAAACUUCACUUAAGAUACCCUUCAUUCUGAUAGAUGGGCCAAAAACAGUUGUUAUUGGAAGUGAAGUAGAUGAUGAUCCUGACCUGCUCAACUGUAGUUUUGUGGAAAACGCAAAUGAUGUUCUGCCCCCUGAGACUCCAAAGACUUUUCCCGAUUUCUCAAGGCAGGGGAGUGAGCAAUCUACUGGGGCUGAAACAGCCCUAGAACCCAGUGAAGUUGAUGCUGAUUUUGAUGACCACUGGGUCUUACUUGAAGAUAAUUCAGAAGUGGUUGUACACUACAAGGUAACACACAGUAACGGCGAAACUGACAUUCAGGCUCAGGCCACCAGUGACGGUGUGAAGUUGAGAGAUGCAGUUCAGAUUGAGGAGAAGGAUGAGCAGCUAACUUUGCAACCCAAGCAAACCAAGAAAAACUCCAAAAAGGGCCCUCGACCCCGCAGGUCUAUCAGCAUGCCCGAGGUGGCUUUGGAAACAUGUUCUGAUGAGAACGUUCAGGUUCAGAAAGUUGACAUGAACACAUCUGCCUUUGAUGAUAUUUGGAUGGGUUCUGCAAACUUGCAUAGCCUCAGCAGCAGCGGAGGAAUAAAGGCAGGCUGCAAAGAGAAGGAGAGGCAAGAACAGAGCGUAAAGAGAAGACAUGGAUCAGUCCUGGACAGAAGAAAAGAUAAAAUGACAGAUUCUGACCCUGGGUUAAAGAGGACGAGACUGUCUGUAGCGAAUCGGCUGAGAAGUUUCAGUGCUCUGGCUGCACUGCUUCGGACUCCGAGAUCUGGUGCCCCUCAGCUCGGUCACCAGAGCGGGACAGUGAGGCUCCGCAGGCAAGGGGCUCGCCGUUUUAGCCGCUCGUUCAGCCACGAUGGCGUUCCUGAGCUGCUGUCUGUAGAAAGCCCUCAGGAAGACCAGCAGGCGUUUGUGGAGCUUAGUGAAUUUUAUGCUGAUUCUCAGGAUCCAGAUUCUCAGACACAUUUGGAUGGAUUCCCUGAUCAAACAGUGCUGGGCACAGUUUUUCAAAGCUCUCCUAAACAGACUUCAGUGGAGGAUCUUACAUUGGUUAGCUCACCACAGAGCACUGAGGAGGAGAAGCAGCUUUUACAGUUCGAAGAGCCUGAGUCUCAGUCUGUGUGUAUAUUGUCCAAAUCAAAGGCUAGGGCUCUCGACCCUGAGUUUGACCUGCAUAAGCUGCUGGAGCAGCAGUGCCACGUAGCAGACCAAGGCCAAGAUCCUAUUGUGCUUUCACCGCUGAGACCCGGUGAACCCCCUGUUGAAAUUUGUUAUGAUCUCUCUCCACCAUCUCAACAGCAAGAGGAGUUUUCAGUCUCUUGCAUGGAGUCUCCUUACUCUUUCUCACAUCAUAAUACAGUGUCUCCACAGUAUAGUAGCUUUGCAGAGCACUACCCUGAUCCAGACUCCACACAUCCGUAUCAUGGUUCACCAUCAGACCACGCCUGCCUUUCUUUAAAUGGAUUGAUUUCUGUCAGCAGCAGUUUGAGUGAGACAUGUUCACUGUCUCUUGAACUUUCCCCUCCUGCCUUUCAGUUCCAGCCGCAGGUCUUAAAGAGGCGCUAUAGAGACUCCCCCCGCUGGCCCUCACAUGAAGUCCGAAUGACCAUGUGGAAGCCAUUGCCCCUCUGAUAUUUUCAUACUUUAAUUGACUUUACUCACUUUACUAAUAUUGGUGCUUAUUUUGGGGUAUAUAUAUUUUUAUGUACACAUUUUUAAAACUUGUGUUUUAUAUAUCAGGAAUGCACUGUCACCUAAAGUAAUUUGCAUUUAUUUCUGUGGGACAAUGUUAAUUUUAUUACAUUUGUUGUCCGUUUGUGACUUUUUGUUUGUUCUUAUUAAAAUGCAAAAUGUA